CCGCUUUUAAUCCAUAGAGCAAAAUGCACGUCCAGCAGACACUCACCGAGCAUAUCACUUCAACUUCCUGAGCAAUCCUGGUAGCCGCUAGAGAGCUAUAGCUGUACCAUUCAACCAUGUCUUCAAGCUCAGCAAGAGAGGUUGCAGCAGAGAGAUCACGGAACUCCUGCAGCGGCUUCGCUAGGACCGUGGCGAGGCUCCCGGCCAGCAUCGUCCAAGGGCUGUCGAGGUCGAUACCUCGCCGUGCUCCGAGGAGCCGCCCACGGGGCGUCCAUGUUCACCAGCAGCAACCGCCCCAAGCGCCUCCACUUGCACCUCCUUCUCCUACUCCUCCUUUUGUCCCGGAGGAGCUCUACUUCUUCAGCGCAUUCGAGCAGCAGUACGGCAGCCACCACCCCUUCUUCUACGGGUGCCGUUUCGGCGAGGUCCUGGGGAUCGCCCGGCGAGAGGGCAAGCACGUGUUCGUGUACCUCCACGAGCCUGACCACCCGUACACCGGGCCCUUCUGCCGGAGCACCCUCUGCUCCGACGUGGUGGUGGAGUUCCUCGACGCCAACUUUGUGUCCUGGGCAGCGGUCACCGGCAGAGGAGAAGGGUCGGGCAUGGCCGCGUCGCUGCAACCCGGCUCCUUCCCGUUCUGCGCCGUCGUGGCUCCGGUCUCCAGCGAAAGCAUCACAGUCCUACAACGGGUAGAAGGGCCAGUUACGCCGUCAGAGCUCGUGGAGAUACUACAGAGAACCAUUGACGAGCAAAGCGUGGCUUUCAGAGCCUUGACGGCCAACGAGCAAGCUGCAGCAUUCAGAGCCUCCAGGGCUGAGGAAGAAGAGAGGAGAAGAUCGGCUCUACGAGUAAGACAAGAGCAGGACGCCGCUUACCUCGAGUCGCUUUGGAAGGACCAGGAAAAACAAAGAUCCACCAAGGGUCUUCACGAGGGAAUCGUUGUAAAGCCAAAGGCAAGCCCGAAAUAUCAAUGUCAAGCAGCAACAGAAACAGACAAGACAACUCAGAUUAGAGCACCGACGCAUAAGGAAACUGCGCCUUCACACAGAAAUGAAGCAAAUACCAAGAUAAUGAUAAGAUUUCCCAACGGCCAGAGAAGUCAGCAGGGUUUCCUUCACACAGAUACAAUAAGAGAAAUCUACACGUAUGUCAAUUCCUUGGGCAUACCAGGAAUAGGACAAUAUCAACUUGUGCGGAGCUACCCAAGGAAAACUUACGGACAUCAGCAGCUGGCGAUGACUCUUCGAGAUGCAGGUUUCCAUCCAAGUGUGACUCUGUACAUUGAGAAACUUCAGUAAACAUGUCAUAAUCACGAAACCAGAUACAAAUUUGAUGCAAAUGAUGUAACACAAA
Lolium perenne is the source of this 1353-nucleotide messenger RNA. Its product is annotated as plant UBX domain-containing protein 10. Gene Ontology annotation, cellular component: endoplasmic reticulum. Gene Ontology annotation, biological process: ERAD pathway. NCBI's taxonomy places the organism in Eukaryota, Viridiplantae, Streptophyta, Magnoliopsida, Poales, Poaceae. The record is from RefSeq and is a predicted model, not a curated record. Gene Ontology annotation, molecular function: ubiquitin binding.